AUGUCAAAAGCUACAGUGGAGUUUGGUGUGGCUAGUCUGCUCUGCAUGGCGCACAUUUUGCUGCUUGCAGUGAACGGAGCAUCACAGCUAACGUUACCCACUUUUGUCAUCUUGUUGACACUAUAUAUUUUCAUCCUCUCCGCUAACUGCACCAUUAUAUUUCUAAUCUUGAUUCACAGGAAUCUUCAUGAGCCUAUGUACAUUUUCAUUGCUGCUUUGUCAGUCAACUCUGUUUUGUUUAGCACUGUUAUCUACCCUAAACUUUUCAUUGACGUCUUAUCUCAAAAACAGACCAUUUCUUAUUCUGCGUGUAUGUUUCAAUAUUGUAUCUAUAACUCUUUAGGUCCUUCAGAUGUCUUACUGUUGUCAGCCAUGUCUUAUGACAGGUAUGUGUCUAUCUGCAAACCUCUGCAGUAUCCAAAUAUCAUGAGAAAAAGAACUGUCAUUGUCCUCUUGACUUUGGCCUGGUUUCUACCUGCAAGCCAGCUUGCAGUCGGAGUUUUAAUUAUGUUUGAACAAAAAAUGUGCACUUUUACUACAGGUGGAUUCUGGUGCAACAAUUCAGUCCACAGGCUUUACUGUCUAAAAUCAACAUUUCUUACGGUUUAUGUUUUGAUUUUCUUAAUAUGUAUUGUUGUUAUUCCUGUGAUGUUCAUCCUUUUUACAUACAUAAAAAUAUUUCAAACAACUCAUCAAAGUUGUGUCGAAGUUAGGAAAAAAGCUAUAGAGACAUGUUUACCCCACCUGAUGGUUUUAAUCUGCUCUUCUAGUUUAGGUGCAUUUGAUGCUACAACCGAUCGAAUGGAGUCAAGUCUUCCAAAAAAUAGGGUGGAGGGAGGAAUGGCGGAGGGUCGCCAAACUGCGCCCCUGCCUCAAAAACCCGACCAACAGUCUAGGCCGUGUGCCACCAAAGCCAGCGGGGAAGAGCCAGGUGGUGGCGGCGGCGAGUCGAACGCUUCUGCAUCGGGCGAGUCGGGCACCCACUGA
Molecule: messenger RNA, 987 nt
Organism: Nerophis ophidion (straightnose pipefish)
Lineage: Eukaryota; Metazoa; Chordata; Actinopteri; Syngnathiformes; Syngnathidae
Product: olfactory receptor 10J4-like
Exons: 4
Coding region: 1-987 (328 amino acids)
Biological process (GO): G protein-coupled receptor signaling pathway
Cellular component (GO): membrane
Molecular function (GO): G protein-coupled receptor activity
Source: RefSeq, a predicted model, not a curated record